Plasmodium fragile is the source of this 3519-nucleotide messenger RNA. RefSeq names its product isoleucine-tRNA ligase. The coding region runs from base 1 to 3519 and encodes 1172 amino acids. The transcript has a single exon. Gene Ontology annotation, molecular function: tRNA binding; isoleucine-tRNA ligase activity; aminoacyl-tRNA deacylase activity. NCBI's taxonomy places the organism in Eukaryota, Apicomplexa, Aconoidasida, Haemosporida, Plasmodiidae. The record is from RefSeq and is a predicted model, not a curated record. Gene Ontology annotation, biological process: isoleucyl-tRNA aminoacylation.
AUGAUGGAAGGAGCAUCGGGCACCUACGUAACAUUUGAGGGGGUCGCAGAAAAUCCCAACAUCGUGGAGGAGGAACACAAGGUACUCUCCUACUGGAAGAGCAUCGACGCGUUUAAUACCUCCAAUAAGCUCGCCGAGAAUAGGAAGGCAUUUAUCUUUUAUGAUGGGCCUCCUUUUGCCACGGGGCUUCCACAUUAUGGGCACCUGCUAGCAGGCAUUAUAAAAGAUUGUGUGACGAGGUACCAGUACCAAUGCGGUUUUUCAGUGGAGAGGAAGUUUGGGUGGGACUGUCACGGACUCCCCAUCGAAUACGAAAUUGAAAAACAGAACAACAUUAACAAAAAGGAAGAUAUUGUAAAAAUGGGCAUUGAUGUGUACAAUGAAAAAUGUAGAAGUAUCGUGUUGAAAUACUCUAAUGAGUGGGUGAAAACUGUUGAAAGGAUUGGUCGCUGGAUUGAUUUUAAAAAUGAUUACAAGACCAUGGACACGACCUUUAUGGAGAGUGUUUGGUGGGUCUUCAGUCAACUGUAUAAAAGAAAUUAUGUGUAUAAAUCAUUUAAAGUGAUGCCUUACUCAUGCAAAUGCAACACCCCCAUUUCUAACUUUGAACUUAAUCUUAAUUAUAAGGAUACCCCUGAUCCUAGCAUUAUUGUUAGUUUUGUUCUUUUGUCUGACUUCCCUCCAGUGGAGGAGGAGUGCCAAGUGGAAGAGGCAAAGAAGGUGCUAGGGGAGAAGUUUUCUUUAUUGUUUAAUGAGAAGAGGGAGGAUUGUGUUAAGGGGGAGAAGGGAAAGGAAUGUGUCUUUUCCCCUGUACAUAACGAAAUUAUCGCAUGGACUACCACCCCUUGGACACUGCCAUCUAACUUGGCGCUCUGUGUGAAUGAGACCUUUACAUACCUGCGCAUUCAUCAUGUGAAGAGUAAUCGAGUGGUGAUUGUGGGGGAGUGUAGGCUCGAGUGGGCGAUGAAGGAAUUGAAGUGGAGUUUUGAAGACCUGAAAGUGUUGAACCGAUUUAAGGGGAAAUAUUUAAAGGGGUUACGAUAUAAGCCUCUUUUUAACAACUUCUACGACCUGCACAAUUUUAAACAGAGGGCAUAUAAAAUUUUGGCUGAUGAUUUUGUGACAGACGAUGCGGGUACAGGGAUAGUGCACUGCGCCCCGACAUAUGGAGAGGAUGAUUUCAGGGUGUGUAAAAAUAAUGGAGUUAUUGACCCCGAGAAAAAUAUAUUUAUAGAUCCAAUUGAUGCAAAUGGGUAUUUUACUAGCCAAGUAGACAUGGUUCAAAAUAUGUUUAUUAAAGAAGCAGACAAUGUAAUAAAGAAAUAUUUGAAAAAUGAAAAUCGCCUUUUGAGUAACAAUACCAUUGUGCACUCUUACCCUUUUUGCUGGAGAAGCGACACCCCUUUAAUAUAUAGAGCCAUCCCGGCGUGGUUCAUUCGAGUGAGCAAUUCGACAGACAAGCUCGUAAAGAAUAAUGACACAACCUAUUGGAUUCCAUAUCACAUUAAAGAAAAAAAAUUUCACAAUUGGAUAACAGAUGCAAAGGAUUGGUGUAUCAGUAGAAAUCGUUAUUGGGGUACUCCUAUCCCCAUAUGGACAGACGAAAAAAUGGAGUCGGUGGUAUGUGUAGAAAGUAUCUCACAUUUAAAGGAGUUGUCUGGGGUGAAAAAUAUAAAUGAUCUGCAUAGGCAUUUCAUUGACCACAUACAAAUUGAGAAUCCUAAGGGGAAGAAUUAUCCUAAGCUGAAACGUAUAUCUGAAGUGUUCGACUGUUGGUUUGAAAGUGGCUCCAUGCCCUAUGCCAAGGUACAUUACCCAUUUAAUAAAGAGAAGGAAAAUUUUAAUAACAUUUUUCCAGCAGAUUUUAUCGCGGAAGGAUUAGAUCAGACCAGAGGAUGGUUUUAUACCCUGCUGGUCAUUAGUACCUUGCUAUUUGAUAAGGCUCCUUUUAAGAACCUCAUAUGUAAUGGUCUUGUGCUUGCAUCAGAUGGAAAGAAAAUGAGUAAGAGGUUGAAGAAUUAUCCCGACCCCUUAUACAUAUUAGACAAGUAUGGAGCGGAUAGCUUGCGACUGUAUCUUAUAAAUUCUGUGGCUGUUCGAGCAGAAAAUUUGAAGUUUCAGGAGAAGGGUGUUAAUGAAGUGGUUAAAAGUUUCAUCCUACCCUUUUAUCACAGCUUCCGUUUCUUUUCACAAGAGGUGACUCGAUAUGAAUGUUUGAAGAAGAAGCAAUUUUUGUUUCAGGAAGAAUGCCUUUACAAAAAUGAAAAUGUAAUGGACAGAUGGAUUUUUUCUUCUGUUCAAAAUUUAACUAAACUUGUUCAUGCAGAAAUGAAAGCAUAUAAACUUUAUAAUGUCCUCCCGAACCUUUUGCAGUUCAUUGAAAAUUUAACCAACUGGUACAUACGUCUUAAUAGAGAUAGGAUGAGGGGUACCCUGGGGGAGGAGAACUGCCUGCAGUCCCUGUGCACCACGUACAAGACCCUCCACUUGUUCACUGUCCUCAUGGCCCCCUUCACGCCGUUCAUUACGGAGUACAUCUAUCAGAGGUUGCGCAGGGUACGCACCGGCGGGGCGCAGCGUGAAGUGGCUCAGAGCGAAGCGAAGAGCGUAGCGCACAGCGAAGCGAUGAGCGCAGCGCAGGGGGAAGCGGUUCAGAGCGAAGCGCACAGCGAAGUGGCCGAGCAUAGCGAAGUGGCCGAGCACAGCGUUCACUUCCUCAUGCUGCCCCAAGUCGACGAGAACUACGCCAUUGAUUACGAAAUCAUUGAGCUGAUUGAAAAAAUGAAGGCAGUCAUUCUGCUGGGGAGAGUACUCAGGGAGAGGAGAAAGGUUGCUAGUAAAAAGCCUUUAAAGAAAAUUACUGUGUUGCACCCCACCAAGGAUUACUUCAACAAGUUUGAUCACAUAAUGCAUUACAUAAAGGAAGAGUUGAACGUUUUUCACGUGGAAUGUUCAAACGACACCAGCUGUAUUGACUUCACUGCAGUACCCAAUUACAAAACACUCGGAAGUAAAUUAGGAGCCAAUUUGAAACAUAUUCAAAAUAAAAUAAAAAGUAUGGAUUCAAAAUCAAUUAAAAAAUACCAGGAGGAAGGAAAAAUAACAUUCGAUGGAGUAACCCUACAGGGAGAUGACAUAAUGAUACAGAUGAAGCCAACCUUUCAGGACAAGGACACAGAUGUUAUAAGUAACGAGUCUGUAACGGUCCUUAUGGACUUCAGCACAGAUCAACAACUCGAGAACAAAGCCAAUGCAAGAGAACUUUGUAACCACGUACAGAAAACGAGAAAAAAUUUAUCCCUAAAUCAAAAUUCACCUGUUAAAAUGCACGUGUAUAUUGCAGACGAGGCUCUGCGUAGUAACAUGGUGAGCGAGAUGGACUAUAUUAGGAAGUGCCUCCGCCGCGAGCUCCACGUGCUGCCUUCCCAGGUAGACUACGAGGGUCUCCCGGGGAAGAUGCACGAGGAGGAGAUCGUCCUGGCCGGCUGCCCCGUCCGACUCGUCUUCGCCCAGGUGUAG